AUGGCUGAUGAUCUUGGGUUCAACGAUCUCGACUGGAAAGACAACAACCUACAUACACCGAACCUACGUCACCUAGCCUUUCACGAAAAUACGGCUCAACUUACCAACUCAUAUGUUAACCAAUUAUGCACACCAACGAGAAGCGCAUUUAUGACGGGAUAUUAUCCAUUUCGAACGGGAACACAGAACGGCGUAUUUCUGCAUAUGGAGCCUUCUGGAAUCCCAACAAUGUUUCCAUUUCUAUCGGAGAACAUGCGAUCUUUGGAUUACUCAACGUAUUUAGUCGGCAAAUGGCACUUAGGUUAUUGCAAAAAGGAGUAUUUGCCGACGAAUCGCGGAUUUGAUUAUUUCUAUGGGUUCUAUGGUCCGCAAACGGGCUAUUUCAACCAUAGCGCUGAUCAGUAUCAUCGAGAGCUAAGGCGGGUUGUCAAAGGAUUAGAUUUGUUUGAGGAGAUUGGUUCUGGAAAAAGCACUCCAGACUUCUCGCAAAAUGGGGUUUACUCAACGGAUCUCUUCACUGAUGUUGCCAUGAGUGUUCUUGAUAAUCAUAAUAACUCAAAACCGUUCUUCAUGUUUCUGUCAUAUCAGGCGGUGCAUCCGCCAUUACAGGUGCCCCGGUCAUUCGAAAAAUAUUGCUCAAGGGUUAAAAACCGUUAUCGUAAAAUAUACUGUGGGAUGCUUACCUCAAUGGAUUUUGCAAUUGGACGCUUAGUGGAUUAUUUAAAAGCAGCGGGACUAUAUGAAAAUACAAUUAUUGUUUUUACUAGUGAUAAUGGCGGAACUGUUGAAUUUGGAGCCUCGAAUGCUCCAUUAAGAGGUGAAAAGGAUUCAAUCUGGGAAGGUGGAACGAGGACGACAACAUUUAUUCAUUCGCCCAGAUUCAUCAAAAGGGGAGGAGAGAGAAAAAUGUUAUUUCACGUCGUCGACUGGCAUGCUUCAAUUUUAUCAAUGGCCGGACUAAAAAUUGAUUCCUACGGUGACGGUAUUAAUCAGUGGGAUUAUAUUCGAACCGGAAAACCAAAGUUCAGAAGAUAUCAGUUUAUCUAUAAUAUUGAUUCUAAGGGAAGCGCGAUACGAGACGGCGACUAUAAACUAAUAACUGGAAAUGUUGACAGGAAGCAAGUGAAGGAAAAGAAUCGUAUUCGCCUAUUUCGUAUCUCAAUUGAUCCGACGGAAAGCAAAGACAUAGCACGUCAAAAUCCAAAAAUAGUACGAAAGAUACUUGCAAAACUCGAGAAUCUCAAAAAGUAUAUGCACAAAAAUGUGCGAAGACCUCUGAGUCUUGACGGAAGCCCAGAGCUGUUCAAUGGGACAUAUUCAAGCUAUUGGUGUGAUAAUUUAUCGCCAAAGAAUUCGUCAACUUCGGGAUGA
Caenorhabditis bovis is the source of this 1371-nucleotide messenger RNA. The record is from the annotation of a GenBank genome assembly. Lineage: Eukaryota; Metazoa; Nematoda; Chromadorea; Rhabditida; Rhabditidae.